CUCGAGGGGUAAGUGUCCUUCUGAACCUACCCUGUCCCUCUCUGGGGCAUGGGUGAGAACUCCUUUCCUCUUCGGAGGAUCCACAGGCCCUGCUCACUCUUCUUGCCAGGCCUGCCGCCCUCUCAGCAUGACCCCAGCCCCCUGAUCUAUUUUCCAGAGGUUCAUGAGACUGGGGCACUGGAGGGCAGGUAGAGGACACCCUAGACCCCGCCCCGGGGCACCUCAUCCAGGCAAGUCCCAGGUCACCGCCCCCUCCUCCGUCAGCCUGCUACGGAGCCCAGAAUCCCAAGUGGCUGGAGCACUGGGGGACACGCAGACAGAGCCUUCGCUGGACCAAGUCCUCCAGGAACGGGAUGAAGCCAUUGCCAACAGGAAGCGGGCGGUGGAGGCUGAGCUGGACGCGUGCAGGGCCAAGCUGCGAGCUGUGGAGGCCCAGCUGCUGGAGGUCGUGGAGGAGAAACUGAGGCUGAGGCAGGAGGUGGAGGCUUGGGAGGAGGACAUGCAGCAGCUGGUGAGGCAGCAGGUCCAGAGUCAGCUGCAGAGAGAGGCCGAGGACGCUCGGGGAGCCCAGGUGGACCCCGGAGCUGCCAGGCCUCUUGGGGCCCGAUUCUCCCUGGGUCGGUGGGGGCGUUGGUGGUGAGAGAGCACAGCCCAAGGCCUCAGGACCAGGGUCUUUAUUCAUUAAAUAAAUAAGGCCUGACCAC
Molecule: messenger RNA, 704 nt
Organism: Choloepus didactylus (southern two-toed sloth)
Lineage: Eukaryota; Metazoa; Chordata; Mammalia; Pilosa; Megalonychidae
Product: bicaudal D-related protein homolog
Exons: 3
Coding region: 164-640 (158 amino acids)
Biological process (GO): Golgi to secretory granule transport; vesicle transport along microtubule
Source: RefSeq, a predicted model, not a curated record